AUGGAUCCUCACCGUUUCCAUGAAGCCUCUCCACUGCAACAUUCUCCAUCCACGACUUUGGCGCCUUAUAUUUCUGAUUUUUCUCAAGCUCAACAAGCUCAUAAUUCAAGCAGUCAUCUUAAUACCAGUAGCAGUAUCAACAGUAUUUUAGGUGGAGGUCGUUCUCCAUCAGGAGGUCGUUCUCCAUCAGGUAUUCCUCUUUCUUCUUCCAUUCGAUAUGUCUCUGCAACAACAGGUGGAACAUUAACGGGAGCAUCUACCAACAGUACAAAUGGAGCUUGCUCAAUUCUUUUACAAGGAAACAACAGCGGAAAUGUUUCAAAGACAUCUUCAAUGCAAUUUCCUCCGUUAACAUCAGCUAGUGACAUUCAUAUGCCAUUUAAUCUUCCAACUCCAACAUUCUUGAGCACUCCUAAUACACUCUUUUCAAACUCGUCAUCAUUUACUGGCUCAGUAUCUGGCUCAAAUGUCGAUAAUGGAGUGUCAAAUGAGCCUCUUCCUUCAAUUGUCACUGCUGAGGACUCAAUACCAUACCGCAACCAACCACCUCCUCCAGUGCAACCUCCUCUCAAUUCAACGUUCGCAACUGAUCAACACCAUCCUCCUUUUGACCACCAAACAUCACAUCCUCAACCUCAACAAACUCUACCACCUCUUCAGCAACAAGGUUCUGUGUACACCAAAUCACCCUCAAUUCCUUCGUCUUCUUCACUGCAUGUCAUUAAACCUUUGAAUUCACCUGCAUCCUCAUAUCAUAGUCAAAGCAACGAUUCUGGAAACAAUGUCAAUGAAGCAAAAGAAAAACCACGUAUUGUUACUAUACCUGACACUUCUUCAGCAACAGGAUCCUUAACAAUAGACACUGACGGAUUGUUAAUGAUAGAAGAAGGCUUCGAUUUACCUCCACCAAAUCCACAACCAGGAGGAAAACAAAAUAAGAAACCCCUUCCAAGACAUAUCAUCAGUAUUAGAACAUCUGGUAUUCCUAGAUAUCAAUUUUACUCGAUGAAGGUUUCUCUAUUAGGUUAUAAAACUAAGCAAAAGGAAGUACUUAAAGAUAUUGUCGAACCUGUACUAUUAUCAAAGAGCAAGGUAAAUUUGAGAGGAGACUCAAAGCGUGUUGACCUUCAUUUCGACAAUAUAAUUAUUGAUGAGGCUUCUCAUAUGAACGGCAGAAAGUUCUUCCUUAGAUUUACACUACUUUCUCCUGACAAGUUACCUGUAUCUUAUGUGGAUUCUUCAUAUUUUGAAACAAUCACUGAUCGAGGAAACCAAAAGCGUCAACAAAAGAUUGAUCAUAGCCGAAGCAAGAUUUCAAAAGUAUUGAAGGUCAGCCCAAGGUAUAGCAUUGUUCAAGGUGGGCAAUUGGUAAAGGUAUUAAUCAAUCAGCAAAUUGUAGCUCCUAACAAUGUCUAUGUGUACUUUGGAGAUAAGCGAGCUCGAUGUGUCUAUGUUUCUCCAAACAAGGAUAACACUAUUGUUUGUGAAACACCUGAUGGAAAUGCGGAUGAAGAAGUUGAGGUAAAAGUUUCUUUGGAUAAGGGAAAACUUUUAUGGCUACUGACGCUACACUGA
Molecule: messenger RNA, 1575 nt
Organism: Naegleria fowleri
Lineage: Eukaryota; Heterolobosea; Eutetramitea; Acrasida; Naegleriidae
Exons: 1
Coding region: 1-1575 (524 amino acids)
Source: RefSeq, a predicted model, not a curated record